Messenger RNA from Papaver somniferum (opium poppy), 1536 nucleotides. RefSeq lists its product as uncharacterized. The record is from RefSeq and is a predicted model, not a curated record. The transcript is spliced from 6 exons. Lineage: Eukaryota; Viridiplantae; Streptophyta; Magnoliopsida; Ranunculales; Papaveraceae. Bases 1 to 1536 code for a protein of 511 amino acids.
AUGGGUUAUGUUAACUUCAGGAAACAAAUUAAGAAGCUGAUGGUGACUACUAAUGCGGCACUUCCAUGCAAUAAUAGCAGCAGUGGGUAUUCUUUCGUACCUACAAUGGGGUUUUGUGUACUGGCUGAAUUUGUUCAGGCAGCGGCAACUGAUUAUGCCGAAACGGGAGCAGUUCUUGGUAUGUAUGAAGUUGGAGGUUUAAAGGAGUUUUUGGUUCCAGUUACAAGGCAGCAAUCACUUAAGAUGCUGGUGUUGGCUCGAAUGGAUUUGCAGAGAGCAUUUCAGUUUUUGCAGGAUGAGAUAAAGGAUUUCAUUGUUAAUCAUUAUCAGGCCAAGUUCAAUGGUGGUGACGUUCAUAUUGAUCCAGUUUUGUUUGAUAUUGAACAUGAGAUCAUUUCAGUUGCUGAGAGUGCUUAUAUGGAUGCUAUUCCGUCUUUGGAGGAAGUUAGAGUGGCGGUUUUUGACUUGGGAGCGGAUUCUGCGCCUGGCCCAGCUGGAUUCACAGGUUCUUUCUAUAGACAGUGUGGGGACAUUAUUUCUAGAGAUCUCUUUAAUGCCAUUGCAAACUGUUGGAUUGGUAUUGUGCUAAAUAAGUUGAUCUCGGAAGAGCAAGUGGCGUUUAUGAAGGGUAGAAACAUACAUGAGAAUAUAGCUUUGGCGUCUGAAUUGAUCAAUGAGAUUAAUACGGAAAGGAAUCAUGGGAAUGUUGGCCUCAAACUGGAUAUUUCUCAAGCUUUUGAAACGGUAAGUUGGGAUUUCAUAGAUGAAGUCUUUCGUCAAUAUGUCUUUUCUGAUUCUUGGUGCAUGUGGGUUCUUAAUAUCCUUAGCUCAGCUCGGAUUUCUGUCAUGAUUAAUGGCUGCCCUGAAGGUUAUUUCAGUAUUACUAGAGGUCUGCGUCAAGGUGAUCCUCUCUCACCUUUGAUAUUUGUUCUUAUUGAAGAUGGUUUAAGUCACAAUCUUUUCAAGUUGUUUGCAAAUCAUAGUAUGAAUGUUAUGGUUAGUAAAAAAGGUGUGGCGCCUACACACUUGCUUUUUGCGGAUGAUAUCCUUAUAUUCUGCAGAGGUAAUCUUCAUAAUUUGCAAAAUUUGAAGAAUAUGCUUGUUUUGUAUGAACAUGCGUUUGGCCAGUACGUAAACUAUGCAAAGAGCAAGUUUUGUUUUGGAGGUGAUAGAAUUUAUCGUGCUAUUGCUAUUUCUAACUAUUUGGGUAUGGAGAGAGCUAUGUUUCCAGAUAAAUACUUAGGUAUUCAAUUGAAGCCUGGUAUUUUUCGGCAUAUUCAUGUGAUUUCUAGCUAUGUUAUUCAUUCUAUGGCUGUUUACAAAUGUCCAUGCAAGGUUAUUAAGCAAGUUGAAAGGGCCAUUAGUAAUUUUCUUUGGUCCGGUGAUGCUGAGAAACGUAUAUAUUUUACGGUUCUAUAUGAUGAUCUAUGUCUCUCAAAGCGUGAAGGUGGUCUUGGCAUUAAGAAGUUAAAUGAUUUUAAUAGGGCUAUGCUAAUGAAGCUUUGGAUUUCUAUUCGGGAUUCAAACAAGAUUUGA